Messenger RNA from Penicillium robsamsonii, 1863 nucleotides. Its product is annotated as chromatin structure-remodeling complex subunit RSC7. Lineage: Eukaryota; Fungi; Ascomycota; Eurotiomycetes; Eurotiales; Aspergillaceae. Bases 1 to 1863 code for a protein of 620 amino acids. Gene Ontology annotation, molecular function: chromatin DNA binding. The record is from RefSeq and is a predicted model, not a curated record. Gene Ontology annotation, cellular component: nucleus. The transcript has 3 exons.
AUGCCACGAAAGCUAAGGGCGGCCGCCCAGGCGGCUGCAAAGUCGAUAAAAAAUGUACCUUCAAUUCCAGAUGGGUCUGAUGAGGAGAUGGUCGACGCCCCUUCCUCUCAACCCUCCUCGCCUGUAGCUGAAUCAGAAGACUCCCCCGAGAAAGAUCCCGACGUCGAACUCGAGGCUGAACCCGAACCUGAACGCGAACCUGAACCUGAACCUCAACCUGAACCUGAACCUCAACCUGAACCUGAACCUGAACGCGAACCUGAAGCCGAAUCUAAAGCUGAAAGCGCAGAAGUCCAGGCUGCUGAAGCACCUGCUACAUCCAAACCAGAGGAGCAAUUGAGUGUUGCGACCCCAGCAGAAGACUCAAUCAUUCCCGACACAGACAACACACCUUCCUACGGACCUGGCCGCCCAUCACUUCCGCCACGCGGCAAGCGUCGCAUUGGUCGCCCGCCCAAGAACCCUCGGCCUGAAUGGGAUCCUGCCGACGGCGAGCAACCACUUCGAGUCUCUACUCCAGUCAAAAGACGUCGCGGCCGGCCUGCUGCUAGCGGUGGACGUUGGGCACGCAACCGCGGCCCCUCCCAUCUCACCCAGGUGCCCGUCGAUAAGGAAGGAAACAUGAUGGAUGUCAUCAACGACGAAGUGUCGAUUCCCCCCGACCCAAUCGGCGCUACUAAGGUCGACGAGAAUGGCCACCUACAAGGCGGACGCGAGUAUCGAGUCCGUACAUUCAAGAUCCUUGGUCGCGGGGACCGCCUCUACAUGUUGUCGACUGAACCGGCUCGCUGCAUUGGCUUCCGUGACUCGUACUUGUUUUUCCAGAAGCACAAGAUGCUGUACAAGAUUAUCAUUGAUGAUGACGCCAAGCGUGAUUUGAUUGAGCGCGACCUCAUCCCCCACUCUUACAAGGGACGGGCCAUUGGUGUUGUCACCGCACGAUCAGUGUUCCGUGAGUUCGGCGCAAAGAUUAUCGUCGGCGGCAAGAAGAUCAUCGACGACUAUGACGAAGCUGCUGCUCGCGAGCGCGGCGAUGUGGAGGGCGAGCUGGCCGUUCCGGAAGACAGAUUGCCCGGACCUGGAGAAACCUAUAACAGGAAUCAGUAUGUCGCCUGGCACGGCGCAAGCAGUGUUUAUCAUACAAACGCGCCCGCGGUCCCGCUUGUUGGUGGGAAGCCAGUUGAUACCAAGAAACGGCGUGUGCCAGUCACUGAUGACAACUGGAUGCUUGAGCACGCCCGUGCUGCAAGCAACUUUAAUUCAAAGCUCGCCGAAUCGCGUCGUGCGAAUUUGGGUGGUGUGUACGAUGUCCACACAAAUAUUAUGCAGCACCCGAAGAUCAUGCAGCCAACCCACGCCCGCUGGGAGCGGGUUGCCCCAGCUCCGGCGUCCGCCCCGACCGAGUUGACGACUAACAUGAACUCAUUGAACCUCUCCAACGGAGGCUCUCCUUCCGACCAUGAAAAUCAGACCUCCCACGAAACCCAGGAAGCGCACAAGGCUGCCACUGGUGAACCCUCUACCGAAAACACCGCCACUACCUUUUCCCCUGUUCCCACUUAUAUCCACGACCGCUAUGUCAUCCAGGACAUUGUCUACGAAUCCCCGCCAUACUCAAACAUGGGCGUCCCGGGCCCUGAUGGUGAUGUGCACGAUAUUGGCCCCAACGGCCUGGUCAGCGUCGCCAACCCAGAACAUCCCGAGUUCAUGACUCCAGAGAUUCUCCAGUUGCUUCCGCCCGAGUGCAAGGAAGCUCUCAUUGACGCUGCGGCACAGGAGGUCGAAUGGAAGUCCAAGUGGACUAUCGAGACCAAGGACGGCGAGCGUACCCAGCCAACCAAGAGCUAUGCCUGGUACCCGUAA